AUGGGAGACUUGCCAAAUGUUCGAGUUUGUCCUUCGAGGCCAUUCAACAACGUCGGUAUUGAUUACGCAGGCCCAUUAUGGAUUAAGGAAGGGAGACGCCGCAACACUCGCUCAGUGAAGUGUUAUCUGGCGAUCUUUGUCUGUAUGGCAAUCAAGGCAGUACAUAUAGAGGUCGUUUCUGACUUAUCCACACCUGCGUUCAUAGCUGCACUACAUCGUUUUAUUUCACGUCGGGGUAUUCCAGCUCAUAUCUAUUCCGAUUGUGGAACGAACUUCCAAGGCGCCGAUGCAGUAUUACGCACUCAAUUGCGAGAUCCGGUUGUACGUGAACUCUGUUCCACCCAGAUUCCAUGCCAAUGGCAUUUCAAUCCUCCUGCAGCCCCUCACUUUGGGGGACUGUGGGAAGCAGCUGUGAAGUCAACAAAAUAUCAUCUUAAACGAGUCAUUGGUACUCAGCUGUUGACAUUUGAGGAAAUGUCCACCUUAGCUCACAGAAUUGAAGCUCUGCUCAACUCACGGCCACUUGUACCACAAUCAUCUGACCCAUGUGACCUACGAGUGCUAACUCCUGGAGACUUUUUGAUCGGAUGUCCGUUAGUCGCGUUACCAGAGCCAGAUCUGACUUCCACGCCGAUGAACCGGUUAUCUCGAUGGCAGUUACUGACCCAGUUUCAACAAUCGUUUUUGAAACGGUGGUCAUCAGAAUACUUGACUACGCUUCAGGGCCGAUCAAAAUGGUAUCGUAAGCAAGUGAACAUCGCAGUCGGAGACCUCGUGAUAGUGCAUCAUCCAAAAACAUCUCCAACACAUUGGAAAUUAGGGAGAGUCGAGUUGACCCAUCCGGGCGAGGAUGGAGUGGUGAGAGUCGUUACCGUUCGAACAAGUGACGGGAGUUACAAACGGCCCGUCGUGAAGUUAGCAGUUUUGCCUGUCGAGGAUGAACAGGACUCCUGA
Macrosiphum euphorbiae (potato aphid) is the source of this 954-nucleotide messenger RNA. The record is from the annotation of a GenBank genome assembly. Lineage: Eukaryota; Metazoa; Arthropoda; Insecta; Hemiptera; Aphididae.